AUGGGAUUCAUGGACAGGUUCAACAAAUGGACUAUGCGGCAGCAGCUGCAAGUCGCAUUCGUGGUCACCUCCUUUCUGCUAGUUGGCAUUCUUAUUUUAAUUACAAGGCUGCAGCUCGAUUGGCUUAAAAAUCAGAUGAUCGAUAGAUCUGAUACAGUCGUCAUAGACUCUUUACGAGACCAAAUGCGUGACCUCGGCAGAGAAAAAGCAGCUUUUAUAGAGCGAGAAUUAGAAAAUACAAUGAAUUACGUCAAAGUUCUAAGAGAUAUCGAUAUGAUUCUUCUAGGCUUCAAUAGUUAUACAAAGGCUCCAAUUGCUUUGACUGCGACCGAAACAGGAGUAUGAAAUUAUGAUAUUCCUGCAUCUCAGAUUGUAGAUGUCAAUGGGACGUCCUAUACCUAUGCUACUGGUGUUUUUCUAUCAAAAUACUCUGAUGAUAUGAGCACUGAAGGAACAGCUCUAAUGAAAGCCCAACAUGCCAUGGACAAAAUUUUCCCUCACAUAUGAAGAACAGAGUACUCAGGAAUUUACUUUGGAUUUGAAAUUGAAGAGCUCUUCCAUUACUACCCAGGCUAUAAAAACUCUGACCAAAGCUACACCCCACUGGUAAGAGAAUGGUACUAUAAAGCAGCCAAUAAAACGGACGGGUCCGUUAUUAUAACAGAGCCAUAUACAGACGCUGAUUCUGGUGUAUGGAUGAUUACGUCAUCUUGUGCACUUAUAGUAAAUAGCUCAGUCUAUGGGGUAGCAGGCGCAGAUUUAAGCUUGGCUUAUUUGUCGACUGAAAUAAAUAAUGUAGUUAUAUUAGACAGCGGCUUUAUGAUGCUGGUUUCUUCUGAAGGGAUGAUUAUUUGUAUGCCAGACUCUUGGUCAUAUUUAGGGACAUCUAUAAGAAUUUAUGACGAAACUAAGACUGGGAUCAGUCUGAAUACUUGGAAUUCACUGAUUUCAGGGUCUGAUGAUGAACUUCAGACUUUUUAUGAUAUUAAUGGGACUGAGUAUUAUACAAUUGUAACUCCUGUUAUACCUGAAGGGUUUACGAAAGCGUCGCAUUAUUUAUUAACUUGUGCAUAUCGUACGGAGGCGAGAGAGCCAAUUUCCCAUAUGAAAGAUAAAUAUGAUAUUUUUAAUAAUAAAAAAUAAUAUAUAAAAAAAUUGGCAGAGGAGGCAAUUUUUCUAGAAAAAUCAAAAAACAAUCAUAUAAGAAUAAUCAUUAUUUUAUUUAUAGCAGAAUACUACGUAUUGGACUAUUUUUUGGAUUGUUAUUGCUAUCGCUAUUAUCACAUUUUUAAUUAUCGUCGUUUUAAUUUAUUUCGUAACCCGAAAAGUCAGCUCCCAGCUCAAAGAAAUUGAACGAGUUUUUACUAAACUGACUCAUAGAGGACUUUUCCCUGACAUAACUAAAGGAAUUAAUCUUGAAAAAAUAGAAAAAGCCGAAAGCUCUAUGCCGGGGCUGGUCCAAGCCUGCAUACAAAAAAUUGACUCAAUUCAGAAAAAAGAAGAAUCGUUUUAUUUCUUCGAGUGGGGGUCAACCAGACCAUCUGAUGAGCUGAUUUUUGAAGACUGGUGCAGCAAGAUUUAUCCGUUUAACUUGUAUCAUGAUAAGGAUAUGUCGUGGAGAGCUACAAUUCCGAACCUCACAAAGGUGGUGGCGAAUAAACCAACUAAUAAGUAA
Molecule: messenger RNA, 1675 nt
Organism: Blepharisma stoltei
Lineage: Eukaryota; Ciliophora; Heterotrichea; Heterotrichida; Blepharismidae
Source: the annotation of a GenBank genome assembly